AUGGCGAGGAUGAGGGAAAGAGCUGCGCAAUGGGUCAUGAUGCAUGAGCAUCCUUUUACCAUUGUGGAGGAAGAAGGUUUCAAUCUAAUGCAAAAAAGCGGGAUGCCUGAGUGGGAAAAAAUAUCGCGCACAACAAAUAAAAAAGAUUGUGUGUCUGUGUUUGAGAUUGAGAAGAAGAAGUUAAUGAAUGUUUUGAAGAAUAAAAGGGUAUUGAGCUUUGUACAUAUUGAUCCUCCUCACACGGGUGUUCAAAUUGCUGAUUCGGUGUAUAAAUGUCUAAAGGAAUGGGGUAUUGAAAACAAGGAGUUCACUAUCUCUGUCGAUAAUGCUUCUAGUAAUGAUGUAGAAAUCAAAACAUUAAGAGAGAAUUUUUCAGUAACCAGGCGGUUGGUUUGUGGAGGGAAGCUAUUCCAUGUGCGUUGUUGUGCACAUAUCUUGAAUCUUUUGGUUCAAGAUGGCCUUUCUAAGAUUAAGGAUAUUGUUAAAAAAAUCCAUGACAGUGUGUGGUACAUCAAGCAAUCGGAGAGCAGGGUCCAAAUUUUCUCACAGAUUGUGCAACAACUACAGUUGCCUAGUCGAAAGUUGAUUUUAGAUUGUAAAACAAGAUGGAAUUCGACGUAUGAGAUGAUGGUAAUUGCACUACAAUUUAAAAAUGUGUUUCCGAGAUUCAAAGACAGGGACUCUGGGUUUAUUUAUUCUCCUAGUGAUGAGGAUUGGGAGAAAGUUCAGAAGGUAUGUGAUAUUUUGGGAGUUUUUAGUACGGUGACCAAUUUAAUCUCUGGGAGUGAUUACCCUACUUCUAAUAUAUUUUUAAAUGAGGUUUUUCGGAUCAAAAAAAUGCUUGAUAAAAAGGCAAUAGAUGAAAAUGAAUUUAUUCGAGUUAUGGUGAAAAAGAUGAAGGAGAAGUUUGAUAAAUAUUGGGGUGAAUGUAAUUUGUUGAUGUCGAUUGCCGCUGUCUUGGAUCUGAGAUAUAAAAUGAGGGUGAUUGAAGUUUCUUUCCCUAGACUGUAUCCCGAGUCUGAAGCACGAGCAAAUAUCACCAAACUACGGGAUGCAUUGUAUGAGUUGUACAAGGAAUAUGUAGAGGAAUUCCACUCUUCCAACAAUGAAGAAAAUGUUGGAAUGAGCAUGUCUACUCAGAUGAAUGUAGGAACCGAAGCUCAUACUUAUGGGGAAUUUGAUUUAGAGCAUUAUCUUAUUGAGGAUGAAGAUAUUCAUUCAGAAAAGUCAGAGCUGGAUUGUUAUUUGGAGGAGUCACGUUAUGUUUGUCAACCAGGUACAAACACAUUUGAUGCACUAGUGUGGUGGAGGGCGAACAUCAUGAAGCAUAAGAUUUUAUCUAGGAUGACUCGUGAUAUACUAGUCAUUCCUAUAACCACGGUGGCUUCGGAGGCGACUUUUAAUGCUGGUGGCAGAGUUAUUGACCCUUAUCGAUCAUCAUUGUCUCCGACAACUGUAGAAGUGCUACUUUGUGGUGGAGAUUGGUGUCGCAAUCUCCAUGGAAUAAAGAAAAAGAGCAAAACAGAGGAGAAAUUGGAGAUUGAUCUUUCCAUCAAUUGA
Messenger RNA from Pistacia vera, 1560 nucleotides. RefSeq names its product zinc finger BED domain-containing protein RICESLEEPER 2-like. Lineage: Eukaryota; Viridiplantae; Streptophyta; Magnoliopsida; Sapindales; Anacardiaceae. The record is from RefSeq and is a predicted model, not a curated record. Gene Ontology annotation, molecular function: protein dimerization activity; DNA binding. The transcript is spliced from 3 exons. The coding region runs from base 1 to 1560 and encodes 519 amino acids.